This is a messenger RNA of Lolium perenne, 1807 nucleotides long. Its product is annotated as protein DETOXIFICATION 16. Gene Ontology annotation, molecular function: xenobiotic transmembrane transporter activity; antiporter activity. Gene Ontology annotation, cellular component: membrane. Gene Ontology annotation, biological process: xenobiotic detoxification by transmembrane export across the plasma membrane. NCBI's taxonomy places the organism in Eukaryota, Viridiplantae, Streptophyta, Magnoliopsida, Poales, Poaceae. The record is from RefSeq and is a predicted model, not a curated record.
CUCACUUCACUUGUAAACACAUACCGUUUUCAGAAUACAAGUGAGGUUUCAAGCAUGGUACCAAGCAACAUGGAGGAGCCCCUUGUUGGGAGCAACAUCCAGAAGACAGGAGGGCCGAAAGAGAGCCUUGUGGUGACUGAAGUCAAGAAGCAGUUGUACCUUGCCGGGCCUCUCAUUGCUGGAUGCCUCCUGCAGAACGUCGUCCAGAUGAUAUCAGUCAUGUUUGUCGGUCAUCUCGGUGAGCUCGCUCUCUCGAGUGCCUCCAUCGCCACCUCCUUUGCCGGUGUCACUGGCUUCAGCUUGUUGUCUGGCAUGGCGAGCAGCUUGGACACACUUUGUGGGCAAGCCUUCGGGGCAAAACAGUACCAUCUUCUCGGCAUCUACAAGCAGAGGGCAAUCCUUGUGCUUACUUUGGUGAGCGUUGUGGUAGCCAUGGUCUGGGCGUACACCGGGCAGAUCCUCCUGCUCGUCGGCCAGGACGCGGAGAUUGCUAUGGGGGCUGGGAGCUACAUCCGGUGGUUGAUCCCAGCAUUAUUUGUUUACGGACUGCUGCAGUGCCAUGUGCGGUUCCUGCAGACUCAAAACAUAGUUCUUCCAGUGAUGAUGAGCGCAGGUGUCACGGCUCUGAGCCAUGUGCCUGUCUGCUGGUUGCUGGUGUACAAGCUUGGGCUGGGCAACAAGGGUGCUGCCUUGGCCAAUGCCAUCUCAUACCUGGCCAAUGUAUCCAUCCUGGCUGUCUACAUCAGGGUCUCUCCUUCCUGUAAGAGCACUUGGACAGGGGUCUCAAAGGAGGCGUUCCACGACCUUUUUAUCUUCAUGAGGCUUGCCAUUCCAUCUGCUCUUAUGCUUUGUCUGGAGUGGUGGUCAUUUGAACUCCUGGUACUUCUCUCCGGACUUCUCCCAAAUCCUAAGCUCGAAGCAUCAGUAUUGUCCAUCAGCCUAAACACAGGUUCGUUAGUAUUCAUGAUCCCGUUCGGGCUUGGGGCAGCCAUAAGCACCCGUGUCUCAAACGAGCUUGGUGCUGGGCAGCCACAAGCUGCCCGUCUGGCUACUCGUGUGACCAUGGUUCUGGGUCUCGUGGCGGGUGUAUCAUUAGGUCUUGUUAUGAUUUUGGUGCGGAAUGUAUGGGGGUAUGCUUACAGCAACGAGAAGGAAGUUGUGGAAUACAUUUCCAGAAUGAUGCCAAUUCUGGGCAUGGCAUUUGUUUUCGAUGAUAUGCAAUGUGUUCUUUCAGGUGUUAUUAGGGGCUGUGGUUUGCAAAAGAUUGGUGCUUGUGUCAACCUCGGUGCAUACUAUCUUGUCGGUGUUCCCGCAGCGUUAUGUUUUGCCUUUUUCUACCAUUUUGGAGGAAUGGGAUUGUGGUUCGGAAUAAUUUGUGGACUUGCUGUACAAAUGCUGUUGCUGCUUUCCAUUACCCUGUGCACUAACUGGGAGAAAGAAGCUUCGAAGGCAAAGGACAGAGUUUUCAGUUCUUCCCUGCAUGUUGACAUGACGACAUGAGCAUGCAAGAUGUAUCUAGGCCAGCACGCGGUUCAAGGAGAUAUAGAACUCAGGAAGAAUUUUUCGCGAAGAAAACUGCUUCGUCUUGAUAUCAGCAGCAUGCCACUUCCUCCAGAGGCGUCAGCCGAUAAAAUGAUCUGCUUUGGCGAUUUUAUGUCGAUGGAGUGGGAUAAGAUAUUUGAAAAGCAAGUGCAUGUCACUUGAUAUGAUAAUGCCAUACGGGAAUAAAGUGUCAAUGUUAACUAGAAAAUCCGCAGUAUGGAUGAAACAUUUCUUUUGGAAAUUUAGUGAACGCAUGAUGCAGUCA